Molecule: messenger RNA, 1599 nt
Organism: Penicillium cinerascens
Lineage: Eukaryota; Fungi; Ascomycota; Eurotiomycetes; Eurotiales; Aspergillaceae
Exons: 2
Coding region: 1-1599 (532 amino acids)
Source: RefSeq, a predicted model, not a curated record
AUGUCGCCAGCUCCGCUCGCCGAGGAGGCGCAGCUGGAUCCGCAUCUGGACCAGCUGCAGGCCGUGGGCAAAGCUUUCGAUGCCCUCCUACUAACACUCUAUCGGCUUACCCACAGACACAAUGAACUGAAGCAACAUACCGAGGAGGUCUUCAAACAGUACACCAACGCCACCAGGCAGGUGCCUCCCCAAGAUAGACCGCAUGUGAUGGAAGUGCAACAGAGGUUACUGGAUCAACAGAAAGAAUUGUGUCUAGGCCUUGUGCACAAGCCCCGCGUCGAAGAACAGUCGCUGAAUUCAAUGGAAGUAAUCAAGACGCUCGUUUCACACCAAAAUGUAGACGAAAAUGCCACUCGGGCCAUCGUGAACGGAGUCAAGGGCUACAAGGCAUUGCUUCGGUCCCAAGAUGGUCUCUCCCAAAUAUCCUCCGUCAACUCCUGCAUGUUUGCACGCGGUCCGGACCCUUCGCUGGAGCAGGACUUCACUACAAAUGGUACCCAGGGUAACCUGCACUGUCCCUUUUCCAAACCGACGUCGCCGCGGCCAGGAAGCGAGCAGAGUGGGAAGAUGGAUGGACCCAAGAUCCGAGUCGAUAGCUGUGGACACGAUGAUCUGGACCCGAUUAAGGCCGAGCAAGAUGAGCGACGCUCGAGUACUACGCCGUCUGCCGAUCCAUCUGUCAACUCAUCGGGCCGGUGUCCCGUUUCUCGCUGCCCGAUUCGAUAUCUGGACAAACACUCGCCGGAGGAAAUUGCGGAAUACGUUGAAAAACACAAGCAUGAAAUCCCCCGGAGCCAUGCUAUCUGCGUGAAGCGAUACCAAAGAGAUCCCCAGAACAUGCGCCAGCUGGACGCCAAGUACGGCGGUCUGAUCAACAUGAUCAGUGGUCUUUCCGCCAAACACCAGGCCUUCCUGCCGCAACGUCAGACGAACGGUGACGGCGAAGUCGAGCGUGAGGACGAGGACGAAGGCGAGGGUAAAUCUACCCCUUCCGCCCCAACAGAGCGGGUCGAGAAAUGGGCCGAGAACGUGGAUCCAGAAACACCUGGGCCGAACGACGAGGACAACCGGGAGAGUCGCUUCGACCGUCCGCUUCGUGAAAUUCGAGUGGGUGAAUCCCCGAGCAGGCCUUGGGGUAUCCCCGUUCCUCUCACUCAACAACCCUCCGCCUCAGUACCCUUCCCCGGGUCGGCAUCUAUCCCCGUACCCUCGGAUGCCAACCACACCGACAUAUCUAUGAAGUCGCCGGCGGAGACCCCGGCCAAACCGGCCGGCCGUUGUCCGUUCGGGCACGAUGCCCCCAAGCCAGAACCCGCAGUUGAACCCGAGCCCGAACCCAAACUCACACCGAACCUCGACUCGCCCUGGAGUAACUGGGGUAAUGGCAACCAAUCUCAAUCGCCAUAUGACUGGACCAAGGAUGACAAGAUCGCCCCGGGGAAGACGGGCGAUGCUGGCCCCCAGAUGGCCGAGACGACAAAGCCCGACGUCAACUCCAUCCCAAGGCAUGUCAUCUUCAAUGGCCCCGUCUUCUUUGGAUACUCAGCCGAGCAGACGGCCAGCCUGAUGCAACAACUGGGACAAUUGGGCAAAUCAUGA